Poecilia latipinna (sailfin molly) is the source of this 1848-nucleotide messenger RNA. It is a transcript of the gene ncs1b, whose product is annotated as neuronal calcium sensor 1b. The record is from RefSeq and is a predicted model, not a curated record. Gene Ontology annotation, molecular function: calcium sensitive guanylate cyclase activator activity; calcium ion binding. The coding region runs from base 1 to 579 and encodes 192 amino acids. The transcript has 8 exons. Lineage: Eukaryota; Metazoa; Chordata; Actinopteri; Cyprinodontiformes; Poeciliidae.
AUGUCCAAACUGUUCUCCAUUGCCCUCUACAGUCACCUGAUCUCAGUACAGUACAUCGAAAGGGAGAUUUUCACAGAGAAAGAAGUACAGCAGUGGUACAAAGGCUUCAUCAAGGAUUGUCCCAGUGGCCAGCUGGAUGCUUUGGGCUUUCAGAAGAUAUACAAGCAGUUUUUUCCUUUCGGAGACCCCACCAAGUUUGCUUCGUUCGUCUUUAAUGUAUUUGAUGAAAAUAAGGACGGACGAAUCGAGUUUUCCGAGUUCAUCCAGGCCCUGUCAGUGACCUCCAGGGGGACUCUGGAUGAGAAGCUCAGAUGGGCCUUUAAACUGUAUGAUCUCGACAACGACGGCUACAUAACUCGUGAUGAAAUGUUAAACAUUGUAGAUGCUAUAUAUCAAAUGGUGGGAAACACUGUGGAGCUACCAGAGGAAGAAAACACACCAGAAAAGAGAGUGGACCGUAUUUUUGCAAUGAUGGACAAGAAUGCAGAUGGGAAGCUGACUCUGCAGGAGUUUCAGGAAGGGUCAAAGGCAGACCCUUCCAUUGUUCAGGCACUGUCACUCUAUGACGGACUUGUGUAGAAAUGUAAGCAUCCAGGUAUUACGACGCCGCACUCCGUCUUCAGCGCAGUGAUUAUCCGUUUUGCAACUUUUUCAGAGGGGGUCCGAUUCAGCGCCCUCCUGCUUUUUGCACGCCAACGCCGUUCCGUCACAUCCUGAUCAACCCGAAAGGGAGGAUUACAAACUUUUAUCGUCCAAUUGAUUGCGUUCAUUCGCAAAAAAAAAAAAAAGGACAUCAAACACAAAAUUCUUCUGAUGUAACGAGGAAUGCCUGCCCUCACCCUCGGUCAUCGCUCAGUGCUUCUGCAGCCCUGCAGCGGCGUUGUGGACUGUGUUCGAACGUUUCCGUGUUCUGGGAGCGAAGUGUCGGACAAUCCGAGGAACGGGAUCCCUCAACGACGCUUGCGUUCUUCUCGUCUAAACGCCGUAAAUCACCAGAACAGCUCAGAGGGACUGUGCUGUUGCCGCGGCCUCUUCGCCUCCGCAUUGAGAUACUUUAAGUCUCUGGAAAUAAUGUGUUACAAACACUAACUUAAAAGCUACAAAGCAGUUAUAGUGUAUAUAUUAUAAUGUACAUACAAUGGUAAUUUAUUUUCUGCUUUGCUGCAUUUAUGAGACUUUUCUCAUAAAUAUAGAACGAUUAUUUUAUUUUUAUUUUUUAUCAAAGGUGUCGAAAUGUAUUGCACUGUAUUUUUCCUUACCAUUGUUGGAGCGUUCUUUUUCUCCCAUUCAGAGGUUAGUUCUGAGAGAAGAGGAAUGUUUAAGCAGCACAGAGUUUUCUAUGGAUGAUUUUUAUUGCGUUUGCCGUCCGGGCCCCCCGUUGUUUUUCAAUUCCCCCCCCCCCCCCGUUAGCAUGAGUGUGUGCUGUUGACCCCGUUGCACAACUGCAUCCUGAAUGACACGGCUUGAACAACGGAGAGCAUUCCCGCAGCUUUACAUCAGAAUUGAGGCCGAGCGUUUUUCUUUUUUGAGAGCGCCGCACUCCACCCUUGGCAACACAAAGCCCGGGUCGCUGAGAGGCGCAAACAAGACGUCAGUUUUGGUUGUAAAGCUUUUGAGAUCGCCGUGGUUGCAAGUGUCUACAUGAUAUUUGCAAUGUGUGAGGCCAGAGCAUGUGAUUCUUCCUUCUUUUUAUAUUUAGAUUAUUUAUUUUAGAACAUUUUUUGGUGUUUUAUCUGCUUCACUAAUAGUUGUUUGCCUUAUGCGGAUUAUAAUUUACUAGAUUAUGAUUGUCAUUUAUCUGUUAGACAGUGUAAAAGCACAGAAUAAAAUGCAUUUAAGUGGCUAAUA